Messenger RNA from Morus notabilis, 1924 nucleotides. RefSeq lists its product as uncharacterized. The record is from RefSeq and is a predicted model, not a curated record. The transcript is spliced from 9 exons. Lineage: Eukaryota; Viridiplantae; Streptophyta; Magnoliopsida; Rosales; Moraceae. Gene Ontology annotation, molecular function: RNA binding; pseudouridine synthase activity. Gene Ontology annotation, cellular component: mitochondrion. Gene Ontology annotation, biological process: mRNA pseudouridine synthesis; tRNA modification. Bases 63 to 1652 code for a protein of 529 amino acids.
CGUGUUACUAAAGCCAGUGGGCAGUGGGUGCUACAGAAGAAGAAGAACAUUCCAAAUUGCCAAUGGCUAGAUCAUUCUCUCUCACCCAUUAUGUCUCCAUCGUCUUUCUUCGUCCAACACUUCCGAACGUGUCCACCUCGAGAACACACUUUCUCUCACUACCACUCCCAAACCUUAAACUUCUCAAAACACCCAUUUCUUCCAUUUCUUCACUAUCAUUCUGCACCAACACCAGAUACCCACUUCAGUACGACAUGAUCCUCCACCGCCCAACUCAAUCCUCACUCGACCGUCGACCCGCCCGACUCGCCCGGUCCACCUCCCCGGAGCCGGAGAAUCCCUCGUCGGAACUGGGGCUCGAGGGAUGGGUCGACCGGAAACUCGGCGAUUCGGAGAGUCCUCCCGAGGCUGCCAUGGACAAGGCCAAGAGAAAGUACUACAACAAGAGGCGAAGGAGAAUGUAUGGAACCGACGAUUCCGACGAAGAGAAUAGGAGAAACGAAGAUGGGUUUGUGGAGUUGAGGCCGGAGGUUGUGGACUUUCCGAGGCUGCACAAGAGAGAGGAAGAGCUUUACUUUUACGAUACUUUUGCUUAUCCAUGGGAGAAGGAGAAGCAUUACAAGAUGGUUUACCAGUUGGAGAAGAAGUACUUCCCUGACCAGUGUCUCGACAAGGCGUUUCUUGAGCCUGGACAGUCGGGAAAUGUUGAGGAGAAGAACACGAAGAAGAAGAAGAAGAGAAGUGGGGAUGAUGGUGAGGAAAUGGGUGAUGAUAAGAGGCUUGUUUUCUUUGAGGAGGAGAAGAGAGAGAGAGAAGCAGUGAAGGAUGGUGGUGGUGGUGGUGGUGGUGUUGUUACGGAGAAGAAGGUGGAAGAGUUCUUUAAGUGUUUGAAGAAAGUCCCCAAUAAGGAUAAUGCUGAGACUGGCAAUGAGGAACCUUACCUUUUGACCAGGACUACGGAGCUUCCUCCGAGAUGGGACUCUCCCAAUGGGACUGUGGUCUUAGUCAACAAGCCCAAAGGAUGGACUUCAUUUACGGUUUGCGGAAAGUUGCGUCGACUCGUGAAAGUGAAAAAGGUGGGGCAUGCUGGAACUCUUGAUCCAAUGGCAACUGGUUUAUUAAUUGUUUGUGUUGGUAAAGCAACUAAAUCGGUAGACAGAUAUCAAGGUAUGAUCAAGGGAUACAGUGGGGUUUUCCGUUUAGGCGAGGCUACUUCUACUUGGGAUGCUGAUUCACCGGUCAUUCAGCGUGAACCUUGGGAGCAUAUCAAAGACGAGGACAUAAGGAAAGCGGCAGCAUCCUUUUGUGGAGAGAUUUGGCAAGUACCUCCGAUGUUUUCUGCAAUCAAAGUUGGAGGUGAAAAGAUGUAUGAGAAAGCUAGAAGAGGUGAAAGCAUUGAGCUUUCACCGAGACGAAUUUCGAUCUUCCAGUUUGACAUUGAGCGUAGUUUAGAUGACAGACAAAAUUUAAUUUUCCGGGUUAUAUGCUCUAAAGGGACAUACAUUAGGUCGCUAUGUGCGGAUCUUGGAAAGGCUCUUGGAAGUUGUUCUCAUUUAACUGCUCUUCGCAGAGAUUCAAUUGGUGAAUAUUCUGCAGAUGAUGCUUGGGAAUUUAAAGAGCUGGAAGAAGCGAUUAGCAAAGCUUAUUUCUAGCUGAGGAUUGAAGUCGAAGUCGAUGUCUGAAAUCUGCCAGUCCCAAUUAACUUUUAUCUACAACAAGCAACACAAGAGGUUCCACCGAUUCUGCAGCUUGGAAUGAAUGAUGUUUCACUUUUCAUUUGUUUCUUUUCACUAGUGUUGUUAUUAUUUUUAUUAUUAUAAUUAUUUGAGGUAAUAGUGUUAUUAUUAUAUUGACAAAUGUCGUUUGCUAGGGAAAAAAUUAUACAGUUGUGUAUAAAUAAGAUGAGGGAAGUCAUUCAUUCAUA